CUCGGGGAAGUGCACAGCAUCCAUACAUGCGAUAUGAGCUUUAUUUUUAAAUAAUUUACGAUAAUUAGUUCGAAAUAUCAUGCAAACGUUCGCGCAAACUUUUUAUUUUGGAAGAAAAGUAGUUAUUUCAAUUAAUUUCGCAGUACGGUUAUGAUGUGUGUUACAAUUGACAUAUGGACGCGUAGUGACGUGAACAGUGAUUGCAGCCAGAUAAUCUACAAUUGUGUGCAUAGUAAUUAGUGAAGUGAGAAGAACAUUAUUUAUAAAUUCAUUCAUUCAGUGAAAUUUAUUUGGUCUUCUGGUUACGUCAUGUACGGCGAUGGACCAACUAGACACGAUUGACCAUGAAGGUCAAUCACUCACUAUUCUCAUUAUCAACACUCAUUUUGUGAGACUGUAGAAUUUUAGUGCCGUUCGCGGCAAAUUGGAAGAUAUACACUUUGCGAGACGUAAGUCUCAACCACGGCGACAAAAUUGAUCUGGACUUUCAUUCAUCACGGGCCGCCGGCUAUAUGAGUAGAGCCGGCGGCAGCAUGUGCGACGGAUCAUUUCAGGAAUCCCUCAGAAGUAUGCAACAGAGUAUGACAGGAACGUCGUCACCGGGUGCAGCUGGUAUUACUCCGAUAGGAAUCGGUCUCGGGAGUCCACUUGGUCCGGCAAGUAAAAAGGUGCAAGCCGAGCACAUUAAACGGCCAAUGAAUGCCUUCAUGGUCUGGUCUCGAUUACAACGGCGAAAAAUUGCUCAAGAAAACCCCAAAAUGCACAACAGCGAGAUUUCCAAAAGACUCGGAGCAGAAUGGAAACUUCUCACAGAGGACGAGAAACGACCGUUUAUCGAUCAAGCAAAAAGACUACGUGCUCAGCACAUGAAGGAACACCCGGAUUACAAAUACAGACCACGACGGAAGCCGAAAACUCUACGUAAAGAGGGUUAUCCUUACAGUAUUCCAUAUCCGAGUGUUCCUAUGGAUGCUCUUCGAGCGGGAAUGGCCGCAGGUAGCAUGGGACAAGCGGGAAUAUCAUCCUAUUACGCUCCUGCAGCGUAUGGACAACUUUCCAACAUGGCAGCAGCCGCAGCAGCGGCUGCACAACAAUCUGCUGCUGCUAUGUCUGGUCUUGGCGCACCACCUCAGGUGAUGACUUCUAUGGAUGCAAUGAAAUACGGAGUUGAUCCAGAUAAAUAUCGAGCUGCAUACAUGUCGCAUCCCACUAGUACCAGUCUCGCAAUGAGCAUGUACCCGGAUCCUAAAUACCUGGAUUCCAAUCCCAAACCGUAUUUGGACCGAAGCUAUUUGGAUUCGGCAAAGGCGUAUUUCGAACAAUCAAAGCUUUACAUGGAUCAAAAACCGCUUGGGAUUGAUUACAAUCGGCCAAAUUACGAACCGAAUAAGCUCUAUGAAGAAUCCAGUCCAGGAAGCGUGGUCGGAAGUGGACCUACGAGGUCACCAGCUGCGGAAUCUCCGGACACAAGCAAGCACCACGAAAGAACGGCGGAUCAAGGAUCGUCCAGCACAAGUUCGACGUCGACGUCAUCAGCCGCGAGUCCAGGUGCAUCUCUGCCAGCUUAUUACCCAGCGCCUACUCAGGCGUUGCUACCUCCACAGGUUUCAGAUUACAUUGUUUAGAAGAACAAAGAAAAUAUCAGACGACGGCUCAUUAUCGAAAGUGUUUACUUUGGUAAAUAAACACCUUCGGUUUUCGAAUUGCUGCAUCAUCCGUUUUCCAAAUACGACUUAUUUAUUACAAAAAACAUAACAGAAUGGAAAGAAAAAAUAUCAGUACAAUAUAGCUACCGUUUAUCACGUCAUUAAAUGAUGAAACUAAGAUGCUGUGGCAGUGGACUGUCAGCUAAUAUCAAAACGAAUUUUUACUAUCAGUACAUCUGGAACGCAUUUGCGCAUGACUUUUCGAAGAGUGAAAGAAUAAGCGACAAGUCGCGUGCAAACUUCCGCUGCACAUCUUAGUCAUACUGAAAUAGCAAUGACACUGUUUUUCAAUUCAAAUUAAUCGAAGCAGCAACAUAUCGAAGACGAGCUGAAAGGAAAAGAGAAAAAACGAAGAAGCAGGAGAUAGUACAAUACGGUAUCAGUACGAUGCAGUACAUACUGGAAGCAAAGAAGUCAUAGAGCUGGAGCAAAGAUUAGAGAGACAAAAUAGGGACGUGACUCUGAUUGUUAAGACACAACUGAAACUAUAUUCAAGAAAAAUAAAUUAAUGAAAAAUUUUUUUUUAACAAAAAUAAAUAUAUAAAUAAAUAGGUCUAAGAUGAGUGAAGAAAUUCUAUUGGUAAGAUUCUAUACAAAUUAAUUAGUGGACCCAUUGAUAAUUUAUUACAACAGAGGAUAAUGGAUAGAUAAAAGAUUACUUUAGGAAACAUUUCAAAAUCAACAAUUUGAGUAAGCUUUUUUCGAGCAUCAGACUUCACAUUGAUAUCUAAAUUGAUUUUUAUUGAAGAUUUUUUAUUGAAUAAUUAUAUUACAGAAUUAAACACCAUUGAAUCGGACAAACAACAGUAUCAUCUCGAUGCAGCAAGAUUAUUAAACUUAACUUGACUAACGCUCUAUUUCAAAAAACCUGACACCGAAGUCAUUACAAAUAACAACGAAGACUGGAAGAACUUUCGCUUUGUGACUAAUGAAUUUGUGACUAUAUAAGAACUGUCUUGACCUAAAUGUGUUAAGAAUACAUUGUACAUAGCCUCUGUGUAAAUAAUGUAGCAAAAACAUGGCUUUUCCGGAUUUCUGCACGUAAAUAUUCGCUUUCUUACCGAUUUUCAUACCGAAGCGCGCGGACUCGUAACCGUUAAAGAGAAAGCAGUAUACAAAAUGACGUAAACAUCUUUUUUGUUUAUUUGCAACUUUAAAACGAUCUUCUAAUUAAUUGUAAAUAUUAAAGAUAUUUUUAAAUUUAGUAAUUUUGUUCAUAGAACCCUGCUGUUUUUUUUUGUUUUUUUUUUAAUAAAAUUUGGGUUUCGGUGAAAUGAGCUGAAAAUUUAGGAUAAUGUAGUUUAUAUCGUCCCGAUCACAAAUAUCCCAAUACACACAAAAAUGACUAGUCUUUGAGAUAUAAUAAAUCAAAAGUUGAGAUAUUGCAAUUUACUCAUCAAGUGUGCGCAAAGUCUACUGAUCAAAAAUAUAAUUUUCUUCUUUAUUCUUUUUCGUGUAAAAUUAUAAUGGAAGGGAAGUGGCCAAUUCGAGUGUUGUUGACGGCGAUGCGCGACUGAUAGACUAGGUUCUUCCUAUACUUGCAAACCUUCCUCACACUGAAGAAGACUCUAAAUUAGGGGUCGAAACGUUUGUUUCAAAAAUUUUUCAAAAUAAAGAAGUUUAUUGAAGCAAAGAUCUGGUUAUUACCUCGAAUUGGCCACUUCUCUUCCAUUAUAAUUUCCUUUACAUAACAAAAUUUUUAUUGUAACUCCGUCAGGGUUCAAACUGAUUGGAAGGCUCGAUUCAGUUCGAUUUUUUUAAUCAAAAAUUCAUCAAUUCCCUGUACUUAAAUCAAAUCCAAAUUUGACUUGAAAGAGACCGGUCGGAAAAAUCCGCGCGAUAUGUGGAUUCGAACUCAUCAUCUCCCGCUCGCAGCCAUCACACUCAGGGCCGCGACACCACUGGGCCGACCCUCGAUUUCCUCUAUAUUUAGUUUUCUUAUAAUCUGUACAGCAGUGUGUAUGUCUGUCUGUUAUGUGUUAAUCUGUGUUUGUGUUCAUCUAAUCAAUGGACGACCGUGCACUAGUCUCGCAGUCUGAGUUCUCAGGAGCUGCAAACGUGGAGGUUCCGCGACUUCAAAUUCGCUCAUCACUCUAGGAUUUUUUCUAGACUAAUUUCUUUCAAUCAGAUAAAUCGAUUGAAUGAUGGGUGAAUUGAAUCAGGCCUCAAAAAGAGAUUACACCCGAAUUAAUUUUCUUUCCAAGGUGAUAACCCGAGCACGAGCCCGACACAGAUAGGUACGUCCACUGUGAAAUACGGCCGUGUAUCGCGUGGGAGGAAACUCAAUUGUUACUAAAAGCACCUAUUUGAAAUUUUUGAGUAGGUCUAGGAGCAGUGAUGAAACUUCUUACAUAUACAGACGCUCAAUCUGAUUUAAUGCGAGUGUCUUUUCAGAGUAAUAUAUAUCUAUUUCGAUAUCAACAAAAGUUUUUAUCAAAAUAUAUUGGGUAUAUAAUUGUACAGAUACAAGACAUUUACUGUUAUAAAACAGUAAAUAAAAAAUAAAAUUAAAACAAUUAAAAAAGUAAAAAAUAAAAAAAAAUUGUUGUACAUACAUGUAUAUAUGUAUAUAUAUAUAUAUAUAUAUAUAUCCAUGAUUUUGGAUUUCGGAAAAUCCCGGCGGUCUAAAAGUUAAACAUGUAAAUGGUUUUGAGGAUCGACGAGUUCUGUUACCAAAAUCUCGAAUCGCUCGAAGUAAUGUGGUGAUAAGCUACUUUAUUUUCAUGAGCAUUGUUUAUGUAUUAUAGACUGUUUAUAUUAGCUCCUAUUCUAUUGCUAGACACAGUGUGAACGCGCGAAACACUGAGAUAUUAUUUUGCACGUAAAUAGACGCUCAUUCGCUGAUUUUUUUUAUUGAUGUGUAUAUUUUCUGCAAGACGGUCAUGCUUUGUUCCGUUUCUUUGUGUGUUGGCGAAUAUGGUGACAAUUCAAUUCGGUUUUUAAUUUUGCAGUUAAGAACCUGCGUGCAUAGACAUACUUUAUUGUUUGUUUAUCUAUGUUGUCGAUUGUUUUGACUCGCUGUACUUGCUGACGCGCAUUAAACGGUCUCCGUAAUGACUUGUCAGUAGUAAUAUUGUUAAUCACAUCAAUUAAAAAAUUUGAUCGAAACGUCUCUAAACAAACCUGCAUUAAUACAUUGCGAAUUUGAUGUUUGUAUAUAAUGCUGAAGAUCAAUUUCGUUUCCGAACAAAACGACUUACAGUCGUACUCCUCGAGCAUGAAACGACUCGUCGAGUGAUUCUUUUCAAACUACUCAGAGAGUUCGCGUCCGCGUCCGCGACAUAUAAUAUGAUGCGUGAAUGGAAUUUAACUUUCGGAUAUAGGUGAAGAUGCCGAGACGUUCUUGUUACGUAUUAAAAGGAUCGCGAUUUAAUUUGGUUUUGACGAAAAUUAUAUUGUCUUCCUUUUUUUCGGACAUUGCUCUAUAUUGGUUUUGUAGCAAUGUUCUUGCAUAACUUCGACUUACUAAUUGUAAGUGUCGAUUUCUUUAUAUCUCCCGAUAACUAUCCUUUAGAUAAAGAUAUAUAAAAAAAAUAUAUUUACUUCAUCUUUUAGGUAAAGUUAUCGAGAACUUAUCUACAAGUGAAAAAAAAUUAAGCUUAAGUCGAUUAUCCAUGUAGUGAUAACUACGUAAAAUGACAUACGUUGUAUAUGUCACGUGGUGUGUAUAUACAUAUAUACAUACGCACAAAAAAACAAUUAAAAAAUUAAAAAAUUAAAAAAUUAAAAAUUAAAGACCGUAGCCACAACAGCACACAUGUACACAAUUGUACAUGUGUUGCGGCUACGUUUCAAUAUUUAUUGCUCAGUAUUAGAAAGUACAGCAGAUUAGAUUAGUUUUACUUUUAGAUGUAGUUAGGUUUUAGAUUUCGGUUUUUAGAUUUAGUUAUAUUUAUUCACAUAUUUANUUCGAAAUUACUACGUGGUGUGUAUAUACAUAUAUACAUACGCACAAAAAAAACGAUUAAAAAAUAAAAAAAUAAAAAAAUUAAAACUUAAAAAUUAAAAAACGUGGCCACAACAACACACAUGUACACAAUUGUAUACAAUUGUACACGUGUUGCGGCUACGUUUCAAUAUUUACUGCUCAGUAUUAGAAAGCACAUGUAAUUAGUUUUACUUUUAGAUGUAGUUAAGUUUCAGAUUUCGGUUUUUAGAUUUAGUUAUAUUUAUUUACAUAUUUAAUUCGAAAUCACUACGUGGUGUGUAUAUACAUAUAUACA
Messenger RNA from Pseudomyrmex gracilis, 5929 nucleotides. Its product is annotated as transcription factor Sox-19b. The transcript has 6 exons. The record is from RefSeq and is a predicted model, not a curated record. The coding region runs from base 513 to 1625 and encodes 370 amino acids. NCBI's taxonomy places the organism in Eukaryota, Metazoa, Arthropoda, Insecta, Hymenoptera, Formicidae. Gene Ontology annotation, molecular function: RNA polymerase II cis-regulatory region sequence-specific DNA binding; DNA-binding transcription factor activity, RNA polymerase II-specific. Gene Ontology annotation, biological process: regulation of DNA-templated transcription; anatomical structure morphogenesis; cell differentiation.